Molecule: messenger RNA, 1642 nt
Organism: Mytilus californianus (California mussel)
Lineage: Eukaryota; Metazoa; Mollusca; Bivalvia; Mytilida; Mytilidae
Product: neo-calmodulin-like
Exons: 3
Coding region: 487-1242 (251 amino acids)
Molecular function (GO): calcium ion binding
Source: RefSeq, a predicted model, not a curated record
AAUAAGCACGUAAGGUAAACUUAUACUUUGUACCUGAGAAAUACCUUGUCGGAUUUUUCUUACCUUUUAAUUGCUUUUGAUUAAUUGAUCGAGGAUUUUAAUACGGAAACAAUAUCAUAUUGAUUCUUCUUUCCUAACUGGAUAUUUAUCUUAGUUUUCAAUGGAGUUAAAACGUGUAAGCUUAGAGGUCUUAUGACACUCUGGCGUUGUGUGUAGGGAUGAAUAUCAUGCAAAACGUGUCCGUUCAAACAUGUUGGUUUAUAUUAGUGGAGUAUUAUUAUCACUCAGAGUUUAUGAGACUUGAGAUUAAUUUGUAAAAUAAAAAUUUCGGAGAUUCUUUGGGUGGACCGGACAGUUAUCAUAUACGUGGGAGAAUUUGAAGAAGUCAUAAAAUAACAACAGAGAUAUUUUACAAUCUAAUAAAACUUCAAUUUUGUUUGUUUGGCUAUUAUGGAAAUUGAUUGAUGUCUCUGGUAUAAAAACCGAAUGACCAACAAAAUGCAGAGAUUUACAUUCCAGUUAUCUAUUGGAGGAAGUCGAAUCAUGACGACCAAAGAGAUAAAAGACAAUCCAAAAGGUCUGAAAAAGGCUGAUGGCCAGGAAAAGGUCACGAAAAGCGAUGUUAUAAAACUGGAAGAAGAGAUCAUUCCGAAAGAAGAUACAAAAUCAGAAGGUUCAGAAAAGACUACUGAGGAGAAAAUAACGGAAAAAAAUAUGGAACAAAAAUCCGAUGAAAAAAUUAAAGGCAUUACAAAAGAAGUGGAAGAACAAUUAAUGAAAAGUUAUAAAAAUGUGUCUGAUGCGUACAAAAAAUUACUCAUCAAUUUUUUCAAAGCUGCUGAUACAGAAAAUGUUGGAUAUUUAACAAUUCAAAAGUUUGUACCAGCUGUGAGAAAGUUAGGUUAUUCUGGAACGGACAGAACCGUCGCCCAAAUGUUUGUUGAUGUAAACACGAAUUUUGACGGAAAAGUAACAAUCUAUGAAUUUAUGUCUGAAAUGACCAAAAGAGACCCCAAGACAAUAAGCGAUGCUGAACUUUUGGAAACGUUCCGGAGAUUUGACACCAAUAAAGAUGGUUACAUAACAAAGGACGAGCUCGAAACAACACUGGACGCAAGUAAAAUUCGAUGGACAGAUUUUUUAUUGAAAGACAUUAUCAAAAAGACAGAUUUUGAUGGUGAUGGCAAAAUAUCAUGGGAAGAAUUCCAAAAGUCUUGUCAGUAUAAACAGAUCAUAGUGUAAUAAACAGGACGGGGUUUCAAUUGAUGUAACGACCAAAGAAAAUCAAAAUACUAGUAAUACAUUGUACAGAAUCCAAUAUAUAUAUAUAAUGUAUACGAUUGAAACUCAUCAUCGUUCCGUAAUUUAUUAAUUAGAUUUUGGACGUUUCUGAAUUAUUUUCAUAUUACCGACUUUUGAUUUAACUACUUUUAGUGGCUCUUACUUGAACGAAUACCAGAAUGUCCUACAACAGAGGAGGUAACCUGUCAUAAAAUUAUAUACUCCGGAGUGAAAGUCAGAAAUAUGAAAAUAGUCUGAAGCUUGUAUCUUUCAUGAUUGUUGUCAUUUUGGAAAGUUGUAUUCAACCCUUUUUUGCUUAUCUUUUUUUCAUAAGGACAUGAAUAAAAUAUAUUUGUAUGUU